This is a messenger RNA of Aaosphaeria arxii CBS 175.79, 1363 nucleotides long. Its product is annotated as solute carrier family 25 member 38. Gene Ontology annotation, cellular component: mitochondrial inner membrane; mitochondrion. Gene Ontology annotation, biological process: glycine import into mitochondrion. The transcript is spliced from 2 exons. Bases 195 to 1184 code for a protein of 329 amino acids. The record is from RefSeq and is a predicted model, not a curated record. Lineage: Eukaryota; Fungi; Ascomycota; Dothideomycetes; Pleosporales. Gene Ontology annotation, molecular function: glycine transmembrane transporter activity.
UACAACACGACACGCACCUCAGCUCUCACACUACACUCGUUCCCCACGACACCAAUUGCGAGUCUCCUCGUCUGCGAAAAUCUCACCAACAAUGCUGCGCGGGGGUUGGAAUUGUUCACGGUUUAAUUGUUUAUAGCACUAAUUGAUAGGGCUUGAAAAAAGGUGGAAGUGAGAGAAGAAGAAGAAGCGGAAGGAUGUCAGAUGGCUCGAAGUCGCGCGCUCCGUCCUCUUUCCACUUCCUCGCCGGCCUCUCCUCAGGCAUCCUCUCCGCCGUCCUCCUCCAGCCCGCCGACCUCCUCAAAACCCGCGUCCAGCAAUCCCACCAAAACACCUACCUCGCCACCAUCCGCUCCAUCGCUCGUGGUCCCUCGCCCCUACGCCAAUUCUGGCGCGGCACCCUCCCGUCGACGCUCCGCACGGGCUGCGGCUCCGCGCUCUACUUCUCCGGCCUGAAUGCCCUGCGGCAGGAAGUCGCUCGGGCGAGCGUCCGUGGGACCGCCGCCGGUGCUGGUGGUGACGGCCACUCAAGCAGUCUCCCGAAACUCACGAACAGUGCGAACCUAGCCACAGGCGCGGUCGCGCGCACGUGGGCGGGCUUCGUGAUGAUGCCGAUCACGGUGCUGAAAGUGCGGUAUGAGAGCAAUUUGUACGCGUACACGUCGCUGGUGUCGGCGACGCGGGAUAUCUGGGCGCGGGAGGGGGUGCGGGGGUUCUUUGCGGGGUUUGGGGCCACGGCGGUGAGGGACGCGCCGUAUGCGGGACUGUAUGUGGUUUUCUAUGAGCAGAGUAAGAGGAGGUUGUCGAGGUUGGCUACGAGGAUUGAGGAGAAGGCGGGGGGGAAUGCUGCUGGGGAUGGAGGGGUGGAGGGUGCGGGGAAGUUGAGUUCGAGUACGGCGGCGGGGAUUAAUUUUAUGUCGGGGGUUAUGGCGGCGGGACUGGGGACGACGCUGACGAAUCCGUUCGAUGCGAUUAAGACGAGGUUGCAGCUUAUGCCGGGGCGGUAUACGAAUAUGGUGGUUGCGGCGAAGAGGAUGCUCGCUGAGGAGGGCGUGAGGAGUCUGUUCGAUGGGCUGGGGAUCAGGAUCGCGAGGAAGGCGGUUAGUUCGGCGUUGGCGUGGACGGUGUACGAGGAGUUGAUUCGGAGGGCGGAGAGGGGGUGGGAAGGGGUAGGGGAGAGGAUUUGAAGUUGGAGUUUAUGAAGCAGGGCGGGAGAGAGAAACGUUUUGACGACAAAAUCACAUGUACUAACAAACUCACUGUAUCAUUAUAACGCGAACCACCUUUUCCAUAUUUGUAUGCAUAAGUAUCUAUAUAUAGCUAGCUCUCUCUGCCUUUAGAAAUGUAUAACGACGCUCGAACGAAC